AUGGCCGAUGCCUAUCGCAAAGUAGGCCGUGGCGGCGCCGGCAACUUUUACUCCAAGCAGGAUAUCGAACAGGCCGCCAAGUCGACGUCCCCAUCGGACCUCGAGGCCCAGAAGCCCGCUCCCCCGGCCGACGAGCCGCCCUCCGACCCGGCGCAACCCCCGGCCCCGGGACCCCCGUCCUCCAGCACCCCGGCCUACGCGCGCACCGGCCGCGGCGGCGCCGGGAACUACGUCGACUCCUCGACCGCCGCGGCGGCCUCGGCCGGCAUCUCGUCGCAGGCGCAGGCGCGGCCCGCCACCGUCCACACGACGGGCAACCAGUCGUUCGCCCAGCCGACCACCGGCAGCGGCAACACCACCGGCGGCGGUCCCGUCUUCUCCACCAGCACGGAGCGGCCCCCCAGGACAGGUGGCGGCCUGACGGGCCGCGGGGGCGCGGGCAACUGGACCGCGGACGAGAGCCAGCGGGUCUUCGACGAGGAGCAGGACCGCAAGCGCCGCGAGGCCCUCGACGCCAAGGUCUUCGACGACGUGCGCGCCGGCCUGCAGGAGCCUGGGCGCGCGCACACGAGGGUGCACCCCCACCGAGGGGUGCCCGGGAAGGGGGCGGGACAGGGAGGAUUCGAAGAUAUCUGA
Neoarthrinium moseri is the source of this 636-nucleotide messenger RNA. RefSeq lists its product as uncharacterized. NCBI's taxonomy places the organism in Eukaryota, Fungi, Ascomycota, Sordariomycetes, Amphisphaeriales, Apiosporaceae. The record is from RefSeq and is a predicted model, not a curated record. Bases 1 to 636 code for a protein of 211 amino acids. The transcript has a single exon.